AUGCAAGAUUAUGAUAAAGUUUUUAAACGUAUAAAAAGAGCGGUUGAAAAUGCUGAUAAAUGUGAGAAUCGACUAAAUAAUAAUUGUGUACGAAAGCGAAAGAGAUUGAGUUGCCUUAAUGAUUGCACUAAUCGUCAGAAUACUACUAAUUUACAUGUUAUUGAUAACCAUUAUCUUCCCGAUUCUGACUGA
Funneliformis mosseae is the source of this 192-nucleotide messenger RNA. Lineage: Eukaryota; Fungi; Glomeromycota; Glomeromycetes; Glomerales; Glomeraceae. The record is from the annotation of a GenBank genome assembly.